This is a messenger RNA of Acanthamoeba castellanii str. Neff, 723 nucleotides long. RefSeq lists its product as uncharacterized. The transcript is spliced from 7 exons. The record is from RefSeq and is a predicted model, not a curated record. Lineage: Eukaryota; Discosea; Longamoebia; Acanthamoebidae. The coding region runs from base 1 to 723 and encodes 240 amino acids.
AUGAGUGACAACCUUACCCAGUCCACAAGUGGCAUUCUGUCCAUGGUAAUGACCUGCCACAAUGCAGCUGAGCUUGCCAAGUGGAUGGUCAAGCAACUGGAGUGGAAGAAGUGGAAGGAGAGCAACCUCAAGAAGAAGAGCCUUGGUGAACUUCAAAACAUGUGCAUGAAUUACUUCACAAGUGUGGCAGAGGUGGAGAAGAACAAGGCAAAACUGACUGAAUUGCACAAGCAGAUCCAAGCAGGCAACAAGUACAAGAUCAGCAAGGAUGCCUUCAAGGAGCUCCUCAUUGCCUGCCAGAGAUGUGUUGAGUUCCUGAGCAAGGUGAGAAAGGUGGCUACACACCUCAUGGAUAGGGACUUCAUCCACCUCAAGAACAAGGUGGCUACUGGAGAGUGGGAGCAACUUCUUCUGAUCCUUAGCAAUCCACACAUCAAAAUCAAAGAUGUUAUCCAAGAGUUGCAAGAGAGGAUUCAAAAGGAGAAAGAGGAGAAGGAGAAAGCUGAAGAAAAGGAGAAACAUAGAGCGAAGGCUAAAGAGUCACUGCUGGUCCAGGACAUUGCCAAGAUUCCCAAGCUCAUGGCCUACGAGAAGCCCUCCCUCAUCAAGAGGUGGAACCUGAAGUGGGUCCACAUUGCUCCUCAACUGUGGAUUGUGCAACAAGUGCCACAAGAGCAGGAGCCAGAGCAGGAGCUGGAGCAGGGACAGAAGCCACAACUCUGA